Molecule: messenger RNA, 1480 nt
Organism: Syngnathus acus (greater pipefish)
Lineage: Eukaryota; Metazoa; Chordata; Actinopteri; Syngnathiformes; Syngnathidae
Exons: 2
Coding region: 85-1014 (309 amino acids)
Source: RefSeq, a predicted model, not a curated record
UCAGUCUCAAACCGGUGAAGAACUAAGAACCCUGACCAUUUAGCUCCCUAGGGGUUCAGGUGGCUCUGUGGAACUGAACGGAAAAUGGCACUCAGAGGAGUGCUUGUCUGUGCUGUGGCUGUAGCAUGCUUGCCAAUGACAUGGAGUGUCCAGGGUCCCCAAGGGGAAAGUGGAACUUCCGCUCGAAUCAAGAGAAUGACGACCGAACUGUUGACAAAGUAUAUAAAGAUAAACCCAGAUAUACCCCAUGCAGACAACAUGUGGUACCAGUAUGUAUCCAUGUUGGCCGAAACAUACAAUCAAACUAAAUGUUAUGUAUGUUCCAUAAUGCCACGAUCAAGUCAACAACCUGUCCUACAUGCCCGACCCAUGCCAGAGAAAAAUGGAUGGUGUUUCGCAAUACUAAGGGCUUUUGGGUUUAAUCCCCUCAAAGGACUCAGACGGUCGGAAAGUAAUGAGGCACAACUAGCCGCCCAUCCCUGUUACAACAUCUCAAGGCCAUUCACAAUAGUGUCAAGAAGUUCUGUCGUCACACCCGCACCAGUGACUCUCGAAGUGAGUGAAACCAUCUCACAUCCCCUGUGCUUCCGACGAAGAUGUGUUGAUGGAGUAAAAGUGGGAGAUACAAAACGCUGCAUCACCACCGCACUUCUAGAACCUUCCAGCGAGACCUCGAUGAAUACCACAUUAGCAAUCAGACAAAUCCUAGCAGGAGGCGAAAAUCCCCACUACAUCAUCGAAGGGGGAUGGUGGCUCUGUGGUCGCCGAGGCUACGCAGUCCUUCCAGGACAAUGGGAUGGCACAUGUGCCCCCGUAUAUGUGUCAGAUCACACUGUGUUCCUCAGUCUGACACUUUUUCAGGAACAUCAUCAGCGAAAGACACGUGCAGCUGUUGCCCCCACCUUCCGUCCCUACGACAGUGUCUGGGGCUCAGACGUACCAGAUGAAUACAAGCUUUGGAGCACAGGACAAAAGAGGCCCUUACAGGUUACCAGACGGAGCUGCAAGCUCUGAAACUAAUGACACUGCAGUCCCGAAUGGUUUUGGACCUCCUGACUGCCGAAAAAGGAGGUGUGUGUGAAAUAGUUGGUACCUCCUGUUGUACCUACAUCCCAGGAGAAAAUGACACCCACAUCGAGUAUGCUCUACAAGGACUUCGGAACCUCCGUAGGGCUAUGUCCCAGGAUGAAACUCCGGCCAAGGAUGUCCAUCCCUUUUGGUGGCUGUUUUACGGCAAUUGGAGGCAACUUCUCUAGAAAGUCGCAGUUCUUUUAGUUGUCAUACUGUUAUUUCUCUGUAUUUUUACAUCAUGCAUCAUUCCUUGUAUUCGUCACAUGAUGACUAAGAUGUUGACAUCAGCGUUUGCUGUCCAGAAUAUCAUGUUGGUCCAGCGUGAACAAGAUGAGUGGGACCACCUUGCGUAAAUCGCCUGCCGGUUUGUUUUUUCUUUUUGAUGAUCCAAAACAAAAUACAUUCCAUU